GUGUUAUUUGCUCACAUUUGAUGGAUCAGGACUGUUGCUAAUGAAACGCAGACUAUUUUACCAAGGUGCUCGAGGACAAUCUGAAGGCUGUCGUGAAGCCUCAGUAUGUCGACCAGAUUCCGAGAGCUGUCAGGGGCCCGGUCAAGGGGGUCAAGGACCUGAUCAAAGCUCGAACCCAGAUGGACAACUUGGAGCACAUUAUGGACGUCCUUGAGCUUCACCAGGUUGCUAGCCGUGACAUUGACCAGCUCUCUGGAGGAGAACUGCAACGUUUCGCCAUUGGUAUGGUCUGUGUCCAGAAGGCCGAUGUUUACAUGUUUGACGAACCCUCGUCUUACCUCGAUGUUAAGCAACGUUUGGCCGCUGCCCGCUCGAUCCGUGAAUUGCUCCGUCCCGAUGACUAUGUUAUCGUUGUCGAGCACGACUUGUCCGUGCUAGACUAUCUCUCCGACUUCAUUUGUGUGCUUUACGGAAAGCCCGCGCUUUAUGGUGUUGUCACCCUCCCUGCUUCCGUCCGUGAGGGUAUCAACAUCUUCUUGGAUGGUCACAUUCCCACCGAGAACUUGCGAUUCCGUGAGGAUUCCCUCUCUUUCCGUCUCACCGAGGCUGGUGAUGAUUUCAUGGCCGACAGGGGACGUGCAUUCACUUACCCCAGCAUGACCAAGACCCUGGGUAACUUUAAGCUGCGCAUUGAUGGCGGUCAGUUUACCGACUCUGAGAUUGUUGUCAUGAUGGGUGAGAACGGAACUGGCAAGACUACUUUCUGUAAGAUGCUUGCUGGUGCUGAGAAGCCGGACGGCGAUGCUACGAUUCCCCGCAUGCACAUCAGUAUGAAGCCCCAGAAGAUCACUCCCAAGUUCCAGGGUACCGUGCGUCAGCUUUUCUUCAAGAAAAUCAAGGCUUCUUUCUUGUCCCCUCAGUUCCAGACCGAUGUCUACAAGCCCCUUAGAAUCGACGAUUUCAUCGACCAGGAAGUCCAGAACCUGUCUGGUGGUGAACUUCAGCGUGUUGCCAUUGUCUUGGCACUUGGUAUGCCGGCCGAUAUCUACCUGAUUGACGAGCCUAGUGCGUAUCUAGACUCCGAGCAGCGUAUCAUUGCCUCUCGAGUCAUCAAACGUUUCAUCAUGCACGCCAAGAAGACUGCCUUCAUUGUCGAGCACGACUUUAUCAUGGCCACCUACCUUGCUGACCGUGUCAUUGUCUUCGACGGCAAACCAUCCGUUGACGCUCACGCCAACUCUCCCGAGUCCUUGGUCACUGGCUGCAACAGCUUCCUGCGCAGCUUGGAUGUCACCUUCCGUCGUGACCCCAACAGUUACCGUCCCCGUAUCAACAAGUACCAGUCCCAGAUGGACCAGGAGCAAAAGUUGAACGGUAACUACUACUUCUUGGAAGAAGAGAGCUGAAAAGGGCAUCCCUGGCAAGCAUAACCGCGACCACCACCGGCGUGAUGGACGCGACACCCACCAGCGACAAGACCGACGUCGUGGUAGACGAAAGAACCUA
Aspergillus ruber CBS 135680 is the source of this 1506-nucleotide messenger RNA. RefSeq names its product ABC transporter family protein. Gene Ontology annotation, biological process: ribosomal subunit export from nucleus; translational termination; translational initiation. Bases 180 to 1406 code for a protein of 408 amino acids. Gene Ontology annotation, molecular function: ATP hydrolysis activity; ATP binding; ribosomal small subunit binding. The transcript is spliced from 4 exons. The record is from RefSeq and is a predicted model, not a curated record. NCBI's taxonomy places the organism in Eukaryota, Fungi, Ascomycota, Eurotiomycetes, Eurotiales, Aspergillaceae.